Asparagus officinalis (garden asparagus) is the source of this 2196-nucleotide messenger RNA. Its product is annotated as GTP cyclohydrolase 1. The transcript is spliced from 2 exons. Lineage: Eukaryota; Viridiplantae; Streptophyta; Magnoliopsida; Asparagales; Asparagaceae. The coding region runs from base 465 to 1862 and encodes 465 amino acids. The record is from RefSeq and is a predicted model, not a curated record. Gene Ontology annotation, molecular function: zinc ion binding; GTP binding; GTP cyclohydrolase I activity. Gene Ontology annotation, cellular component: cytoplasm. Gene Ontology annotation, biological process: tetrahydrofolate biosynthetic process; tetrahydrobiopterin biosynthetic process.
AGCUAGAAUUGACGUUCAAUUCUCUCUCAUUGUCGCGUAACGAACAUACAAACGCAAAAUUAGAACGCUCAACUUUCACCAUAAAGGGUCAAACACAAAAUUAGAGAAGAUUUGAGGGGCUAACAUCGAAAAAUUCUUCUUUGGGAGGGGUGGGUAGCUAAAAGCCCAUGGAUCGGUUCCGAGUCCAACCUGCCGACCCCAUUCGCCCGCCUACCCCCACCCGCUCUGGGGCCCCACCGGUCAUCAUCUUCGUUCUCGCCUCCUGCCCCCUCGCCCAACGCCUCCAAAAGGCCAGUUUUGCGGUAAAAUACACCGCGGGUCCAAUCUAAUAAUUAUCCCACCAUCUCUUUCGAAUCUCAUCCUCUCUCAUAUACACAGAAAUCGAGCGCGUUGCAGAUCUCGAUAACCACAGACUUCCCCUACCCACUGUUCUCUGCUCUCUUCUAAAAUCUUGCUCGAAACCAAUGGGAGCUCUUGAGGACAUCAGAUUCGUGGAGGAGAUGGCCCUCGAGCUCUCCGCUGACUGCGGAUCCGAUUCCGGGGCGGGUUCCGGAUCCGAACCCGAACCCGAAUCCAAUAAGGAGAUCGAGGAGGCAGUCAAGGUCUUGCUUCAGGGAUUGGGGGAGGAUCACGAGAGAGAGGGGAUCAAGAGGACGCCGUUUCGCGUUGCCAAGGCCUUCAGAGAUGGAACCAAAGGUUAUGGUCAGAAAGUGAAAGACAUUGUAGAAGGUGCAUUAUUCCCUGAAGCAGGUUUAGAAAACACUGCUGGCUAUGCCGGAGGAACUGGCGGGUUAGUGGUCGUUCGAGACAUCAAUCUCUUCUCCUUCUGCGAAUCCUGCUUGCUGCCCUUCAGCAUCCAAUGCCACAUCGGUUACAUUCCAGCGGGACAUCGAGUUGUGGGACUAAGCAAACUCUCAAGAGUAGCCGAUGUCUUUGCUAAGAGACUCCAAGAUCCACAAAGACUGGCUAACGAAAUUUGCUCAGCUCUACAAACCAGCAUAAAACCUGCUGGUGUUUCUGUUGUCCUUCAGUGUUGGCACAUUCAAUUCCCCGAAACACAAAAGAACAAUCUUGAUCCAAAGCACCCUUCUGAGUUUGAAAUGCAAGGUUGGGUUCAAUCUUCGGUGUGUUCAAGCUCCGGUGUUCUUGAAAAUGAAGGCAAUUCCUUUCGGGAUGAUUUCUUAUCUCUCCUCAAAUUUAGAGGUAUAAAUGUUGAUUCAGGUUCUUCUCUUGAGUACUGGUGUCCAUCGAGGUCCUUGAAAAUGUCCAAGUCAGGUGUUACCCAAUCUGCUAUGAUUUCGGCAGUUGCCUCUAUUCUUCAAUCUCUUGGUGAAGAUCCGAUGAGGCAAGAGCUCUUGGGUACCCCCUACCGUUAUGUGCAUUGGCUAAUGAAUUUUAAGAAGUCAAUAUUGGAGCCUAAAUUGAAUGGUUUGAGUCUUCGUAGUAUUAAUUCACCUAAGAGGAUAGGUGGGAUUCAUUCAGAGUUAAACUUGCCCUUUUGUUCUCAAUGUGAGCAUCAUCUCCUUCCAUUUUAUGGUGUGGUGCAUGUUGGUUACUAUUGUGAGAAAGAGGAGGAAGUGAUUGAGAGAUCUUAUAUACAUUCUAUUGUUCAUUUCUAUGGAUGCAAGCUUCAAGUUCAAGAGAGACUCACGAAGCAAAUUGCUGAAACUAUAUAUUCUGUUGUUGGUAGAGGAGUGAUUGUAGUUGUGGAAGCUAAUCAUAUCUGUAUGAUUUCGAGAGGGAUCGAGAAGAUUGGGAGUAGUACAGCGACAAUUGCUGUUAUGGGAGAGUUUGCAAGUGACCGUGGAUCAAAGGCUUUAUUUCUUGAUAAUAUCUCAAAGAGUACUGCUUCAUGGGGGUGAAGUCUUCAUUCCUUUGUAUUUUCUUCAAUUUUUGAUGCACUCAUUAUUCAUAAUCCCUUUAUGCCCCUUAGUUUAAGGGUAAAGAUGUCGACCUCUCAUCACUUGAGUGGAAUUUUGUAUUUUUCCUGGGAUUCACUUACUGGUUUAACAAUCCAUGAAGGAGAAUCAUGAAGAUGUUUCAUUCGCUACUGUGGUCCCUGCACAUACGGAAUCCUACAAUCCAAACAGGUGUAAGCUUUUAUAAAUUUGAUCGACAUAAUUUUUUGUUAUUCCUCAUUGUACAAGCAUAUCUUAUAAUUUUGCUAGUGAUAAAAAUGUAUUUUCAUAUUCUAUA